UGCGCAAAGCGGAGGAAAUACUACGCUGCCAGCUCAGCUGAUGAUGGCAGACUCUGCAAGUAUCGAAGAAGUAGCUGUGAUCGGUAACACCGACAUCACCUCAACAGAAUCCGAGAACAACCUCAUAAACACGAUGGUGGAAAGAGGGACAACUCUGUUGAAAAAAAUGGAGAUAAAUGUGGCGGAGGCAGAGAAGAGAACAGGGAAGAACACGGUUAACAUGCAGGAAACCUACACAGUCUACCUCAUAGAAACACGGCCAGCCGAAACAGUUCUAGAGGGGGUUUCUCCCGCCACACCUGACACUUUGUGGAGACGCUACAGUGAGUUUGAGUUGCUCAGAACAUACCUCCUGGUCACCUACCCCUACAUCAUCAUCCCUCCACUACCAGAGAAAAGGGCAGAGUUCCAGUGGCACAAACUGUCAGCCGACAACCUCGACCCAGACUUUGUUGAGCGACGGAGAGUCGGUCUGGAAAACUUCCUGCUUCGUGUUGCCUCACAUCCUGUCCUUUCCAAUGACAAAAUCUUCUUCCUCUUUCUGACAGAGGAGAAAGGAUGGAGGGAGGCGGUUUUGGAGACAGGUUUCCAGGACAAGGUUGAUUCCAGACUAAAGUCUGUGAGUGCCAUGUUCAGAGUCAAGAACCCUGACAAGCGAUUCACAGCGCUGAAACAAUACAGUGAUGAUCUGAACACUGUCAUCUCUCAGUUACUGAGGGUGCGAGCGAAAGUAGCAGACAGGCUGUAUGGAGUCUUCAAGGUCCAUGGUAACUACGGCAGAGUCUUCAGUGAGUGGAGUGCUAUUGAAAAAGAGAUGGGAGAUGGACUACAGAGUGCGGGCCACCACAUGGACACGUAUGCUGCAUCAAUAGAUGACAUUCUGGAGGAAGAAGAGCACUAUGCAGACCAACUGAAAGAAUACCUUUUCUACGCUGAUGCUGUCCGGUCAGUUUGUAAGAAACAUGAGCUGAUCCAGUAUGAACUGGAGAUGGUAGCUCAGGACCUGGUCAAUAAGAAACAACAGAAAGAAGAGCUGGCUACUGGGACAGUACGUGUCUUUUCUCUGAAGGGGAUGACCAGUAAACUCUUCGGCCAAGAGACCCAGGAGCAGAAGGAGAGCAGGUUGGCUGCCCUGGAGCAGAGUAUCCGUGAGGGAGAGGAAACGCUCAAGGAAAAGAACACAGAGUGCCAAGAGUUUGUGCAAACAGCCUGGGAAGACAUUGAACGUUUUAGGGAACAGAAGGACAGAGAUCUGCGAGAAGCGCUAAUUAGCUAUGCCAUUAUGCAGAUCAGCAUGUGUAAGAAGGGAAUCCAGGUGUGGUCCAACGCCAAGGAGUGUUUCAACAAAAUGUGAGCCACUUCCCAGCCAAUCACUCACUUGCACCGAAAAAAUAGCAAUUCAGAUUGUACAAUGGGGGAUCAUCAGCCAAUCGUUAAACUGCAGCCUUAUGAAGAUCGACCAUGGGAUCCAAAAAUACUGUCCUCACUGUGUUUGCUACUUUGAAUGAUUCUGCCUAUCUCUCUCUCACACACACACAUGCCACAUUUAUUUAGAAAAAGUGUCAGAGUUAUUCAGUGGAUCCAUGCCUUUUAAAUCCAAGUGUCUUUAACAGUACCAGUCAUAUGGCAUUUUGCUGAUGUUACUGUCAUACUAGCAGAUGACCCAAAUUUUCAAUACUUUUUAUUCCUUCGUUGCACAGCUGACAGCGUGUCAUAGAGAAAAAAUCCUGCACUUACAAUGCAUGAUAGUUGCACAUUGGUAAUGGCUGUGCAGUGUAUUACAGUUACACUUCACUUCCCAAAUGUAGCAGAACUGUGCAAUGAAAUAAAAGGACAGACCUUGGGGAAUCAGUCUGAGAACUGUUGCCAGGAAUUAUUUCCAGAAGAAUACUACUACCACUACUUCUUAGCCUCAAAUAUGAGACAUAAAAAUGUCAGGUGGAGAUUUAUCAGAAACAAGAAAUUAUAUGGUAAGGCAAGGGAACAUGGACCACUUCCUUUUCUUCUUUUUCCUAAAAUAUGUCUACUACACUUCAUGCUGAAGUCAGUCUUUUUGCUGUUAUUAAUCGAUAGCUGACCAAAGUGCUAAUGACCAAGUACUAGUUUGUAUAGUACAGAUCACAGGUGGGGAGUACAGGAGAGGUGUCGACAUGCUUAGGGUAAUUUGGGUAAUUGAUAGAGAAUCUUUUUUUGUUUUAUGCCAAAAGCAAAUAGCCAUGAGUAAGAUAAAGUCACAAAGGCUUCACAGCUUUUUGGUUACAGCAGAGCCUUUUUUUUUUUCUUUCUUGUACUCCUUAAUUGAGACUUCCAGAUUUUUUCUUGAGGAUUUGAACAUUGCACCAUCACAACCUACCUGAUCUACCAAGUGCAACCAUAAGUGUUGCAACACACUUAUAGAUCAGUAGUUGAGCUUUUUCUUUGCUUUCAAACUUGAUCGCCUUAAUAUGAACAUUGGUCUGGUAAAACAGAGGAGGGACAGUAAAGUAGUUUGACCCUUUCUGCUCACUGUCAAUCUGCCUUACCUCUUUUUCUGAUAAGUUAUUGCACUAAGUUCCAAGCAUGCCUCAGGUCAAUGGUUAUUAAAAUAUUCUGACCAAAUAGUGGAAAACUUUAACUACAGAUAUGUCGGACCUUCAAAUUCUAGCUCAAUACAUUUGAUAUACAAACACAAUACAUGUUUAUACUUUUGCUUUCUUAAUAUGAUUUCCACCAGAGGAGGAAAGAUUGGUGCAAAAUGUACAUGUAAUAGUUGUGCAGAGAUAUUUUCCUUCAGCUAACCCUGCCGUUUCAGAAUAAACAAUCAGUUUACUGAAAUAAUAAUUAAAGCUUUAUGUAUGUUUUUAUAAUAAACAUGUUCAAUGAGAGAUUGUUUUUAUGUACAUGUAAUCACUGUGCUAAGACACUAAUAAAAAUAUUUCUCUUUUUUAACUAUUUUUAUUGCAUUUUUAUAACAAAUACUGUACAAAUGAGUGAAAGGUGUAAAGCUAGGACGACAUGUGACUCUGCUGGUUUCACACUAUGUUGACGGAUUACUGAGGAAUGAUCCUUGUUGAAUUUUCAUGUAGGGAAAUGAAGCUGUAUUUUAAUAAACACAUUCUG
Molecule: messenger RNA, 3099 nt
Organism: Anoplopoma fimbria (sablefish)
Lineage: Eukaryota; Metazoa; Chordata; Actinopteri; Perciformes; Anoplopomatidae
Gene: snx4
Product: sorting nexin 4
Exons: 14
Coding region: 41-1354 (437 amino acids)
Biological process (GO): protein transport
Molecular function (GO): phosphatidylinositol binding
Source: RefSeq, a predicted model, not a curated record